AAUAUGAAUGCUGUUUGUUUACUUUCCUUACUGUGACUUCUUGUGGUUAUAGAGUAAAAAUUUUAAUAUCCUUUAGGGAACCCAGACAGUAAGGAGUGCAUGAGGGAGUGGAGUUUUAAGGACUACACUACUCUGCUCUGAAGGGAAGGCUGCAGGAGUGGCGGAGCUUGCUAGGGCCAGGCUGAGUACUCGUGGUGGGGAGUGGAGGCAGUGACAAUCUGACACACACGCAUACGCACACACACAAGCCGCCACCAUGGGGAAGCGACAGCACCAGAAGGAUAAAAUGUAUCUGACCAGCACUGAGUGGUCGACGCUGUACGGCGGGUACAAGGCCUCCUCCCACACCGGGGCCAAGGCUCAGUUCCGGCGGCUGCCCCUCACCCACUGUGUCCUCUCCCUGCAGCCCUUCAAGCACCCCUACAUUGACCCCCUGGGCAAUGUGUAUGACCUGGAGGCCAUCCUGCCCUUCCUCAAGAAAUUCAAAGUGAACCCCGUCACUGGCAAGCCACUGAGUGAGAAGCAGCUGAUCAAAGUGACCUUCCACCGCGCUGCCACAGGGGAGUACCACUGCCCAGUACUCUUCAAGCCCUUCACCAACACCACACACAUCGUCGUUAAUAAGAUCUCCGGCAAUGUGUUCUCCUAUGAGGCAGUAGACCAGCUCAACAUUAAGGUCAACAACUGGCGUGAUCUGCUCACAGAUGAACCCUUCAACCGUGCUGACUUGGUGGUCAUCCAGUGCACUGAUGACCUCUCCAAGUUCAAUAUCAGCCAAUUCCACCAUGUCAAGCACAACCUCAAGAUUGAAGAUGAGGAGACAGUGAAGGCACGGACUGAUGCCUCCAUGCGACUCAAGAGUGUUUCUCAGGACACACAACAGAUCCUGGAGGAAUUUAACCGCACCUACAAAGAAGAGGAAAAGGAGGACGAGCCAGGAGAGAGGGUAGCUGACAGGUUCAAUGCGGCACACUACUCACAAGGGAAGGUGUCAGCCAGCUUCACCUCUACUUCAGUGGACGUGGAGACAACCCAGGUGGCGGCAGUGCUGGAGGACGAUGUGGUGAGGUACCAGCGUGUCAAAAAGAAAGGCUAUGUGUCCCUCAAGACCAGCCAGGGCACACUGAACCUGGAGGUGUAUUGUGACACGGUGCAGAAAGCCUCAGAGAACUUCAUCCGCCUGUGUGACCGAGGAUACUACAACGGCACCAAGUUUCACCGUUCCAUCCGGCACUUCAUGAUCCAGGGAGGAGAUCCUGAAGGCACUGGGAAUGGGGGAGAAUCCAUCUGGGGAAAGCCAUUUAAAGACGAAUUCCGCCCGAACUUAUCCCACAAGGGGCGAGGAGUGCUGUCCAUGGCCAACUCAGGACCAAACACCAACAAGAGUCAGUUUUUCAUCACAUAUCGGUCGUGCCCUCACCUGGACAUCAAGCACACCAUCUUUGGGCGGGUGGUGGGCGGCCUGACCACCCUCUCUGCCAUGGAAGCAAUCGAGACAGACAACAAGGACUGCCCCAUUGAGGACAUCAGGAUAGAGGAGGCUGUUGUGUUUGUGGACCCUUUCAAGGAAGCUGACAAACAGCUGGAGGAGGAGAGGCGUGUAGAGGCUGAGAAGAGAAAGGCUGAGCAAGAGGAACUGAAGAACCAAAAGAGACCCAAACUCAAGGAUGACGGAAAACCUAAAGUGUUCCGUUCAGGAGUGGGAAAGUUCCUGGACCUGGCUUCUUCCUCUGUGACAAAGGAAGAACUUACCACACAACAACAGAAGAAAAAGAAAUCAGAUGGAACAUACAACUUUAGUGACUUCAGCAUUUUUUGAGACAAAGUGGUUGGUCAUCACUUACCUAAGCAACAAAAUGACAUCCCAUUCCAUCCCAGCCAAGUUCAAUGGUUGCUUUGCACACCUUCAAGCCAGUGGAUGGUCAGUAAGGAGUGGCCAGCAGCCAGCUAGUGGGUGGUGACAACAAAGUACUUCAUGAUGUCAGCUGAGAGCAGAGCACCUGGUGGACAACAGUUAAAGACUGCAAGUAACCUUAUUUAAAGGUUGAUCAUUUGGUUGAGUCUUGCAGGGGUUAAGAAAAUAUUAGAUAAAUAAUCACAUUUUGUAUUGUGCUAAUCCUGACACUGGUCUACAGUCUACAGUAACAUGUUAAAUUAUAAAAAAAAUUUCUAUGUCCUACGUUACGUCAAAAUGGCACAGGGUGCCAUUAUCAUAUAUGACACGUAGCUUUAUGCUCCGUGGUUCAGACAAAAGCCACAAUCAACUUGAUUGGGAAAAUAUUCUAGGCCUUUUUAUGUCAAAAUUUGUACAGGUUUUUACCAACAUCUCUGCUACUGUAAAAAAUGCCUUUUUUACAAGAAUAAUCAACAUCAGCUGCUUCAAAGAGUUUUGAACACAAGUUUUGUUUGGAAUAAAUAACAUAUUCCUUUAGUACGAAAAUUGAGAUAUAGAAAGAAUACCCAGAAGAAAGAAAAGGUGGAAAAAUUGUUAUUCUGAGUGUCAGCCCUGACUCCGCAUCACUAGGGCUGAGGGCAGAGACAGAGGCCAGCCUGCAUUACAUUCUCCAUGUGAAGAGUGAGAACAAGAAGUUUUUGUUAACAUUGUGAAAUGCCAGGUGUAAAAGCAAUAUAAACUUUUCAUGUAACAUUAAUGUGAUUGUACAAAUCUUCAAGUUCCUUAUUGGAAACAUAAUUAAAUAAGAUCUAGACAGAGUACUUCUCAGGUGAGCCAGUGAGAGUGUAACAUUAGCCAUCACUGACAAACACUGGGCUGGGAUGAGGCUGCCGUGUCCCAGUGACCUGCAGUGCCUCGGGAGACGACCAAGCCGCAGAUCAAGAAAUGUUUUAGGAGGAGGAUAAAACUACAUUUUCGGUAAUAUUAAUAGUGAUUAUAGUUUUUUACAAAAUCUAUAAUACCAUUUCUAAUGAUUCAGUAAUCAAAUAAUUCUAAAAAGAUUUACAAAAAAAUUCCUGAAGUUACACACCAUGAAAAAGUUGCUGUAACAGCAUCAAUAAUAUAUAAUGGCCGGGGACCAACUACUAUCCUUGUGUGGUGACAAUGAACCAAGAACACAGACAGCAGCCAAAAAUAUAUAAAGAAGCCCUCAUGCCUUAGUAGUUGGUCCCCAGUUUGUACUUCUGGUGUGAUACAUUAAUGACUACACAAAGAAGUAUAAGAAAGGAAGAGUAUUAUGGUGGGUGCAAAGAUGAGGUUCAUUUUUUUUUUUUUAGUAAACUGCAAAUAUUUUUGUGAAUGUCAACAAGAAACUAUACUACAGUUGAUGAGAUGAGUGUAUGUUGCUAGCCUUACAUAACUUGACAGCACAUUUGACAAAAGGUAAAAUUUCCAGAUGAGUGUUCUAUGUAAAAAGAGAUUUUGUAUAAAUAUCUAAAUAGAA
Molecule: messenger RNA, 3398 nt
Organism: Portunus trituberculatus (swimming crab)
Lineage: Eukaryota; Metazoa; Arthropoda; Malacostraca; Decapoda; Portunidae
Product: RING-type E3 ubiquitin-protein ligase PPIL2-like
Exons: 12
Coding region: 257-1819 (520 amino acids)
Biological process (GO): protein folding; protein polyubiquitination; protein peptidyl-prolyl isomerization
Cellular component (GO): catalytic step 2 spliceosome
Molecular function (GO): peptidyl-prolyl cis-trans isomerase activity; ubiquitin-ubiquitin ligase activity
Source: RefSeq, a predicted model, not a curated record